This is a messenger RNA of Sinocyclocheilus grahami, 2265 nucleotides long. RefSeq names its product cytokine-inducible SH2-containing protein-like. Gene Ontology annotation, biological process: intracellular signal transduction; phosphatidylinositol phosphate biosynthetic process. Bases 719 to 1384 code for a protein of 221 amino acids. NCBI's taxonomy places the organism in Eukaryota, Metazoa, Chordata, Actinopteri, Cypriniformes, Cyprinidae. Gene Ontology annotation, cellular component: phosphatidylinositol 3-kinase complex. The record is from RefSeq and is a predicted model, not a curated record. The transcript has 3 exons. Gene Ontology annotation, molecular function: 1-phosphatidylinositol-3-kinase regulator activity.
UUUUCUGGAAUCAGACUUCCUCAGCACUACGCUUACCUUGCAGUCAACCUCCCAUCACAGCCCUCGCUGUCGCAUAGAAAUCUCUCAGUUAAUGCAGCUGGCGCAGAGGUCAAUUUCAGCGACUGUUCCAGCAUUCCUGGAAAGCUCCUUACUGGGAAAGUCACCCGCCUCUGAAACCGGCACGGGCGCUUCGUCAGCGGCGCACGGCAGCCAAUGGAAACGCAGCGAUGGUCGAGAGCGCAGUUCUACGAAACGCCAAGCGGCCGCUGAUGAGGUCGCGGGCGCAAAGAUGUAGCGCUCUUCUUGGAAUGAAAUUCCUAGAACGCGCGUCAACUCAUAAAACAGCCAAGCGUGCUGCAAAGGCGUUUCUUACUGCUCAGGAAAAUAACAAUCCACCAAGCCAAACGACACAUUAUUCUUGUUUGAGUACUACUACUUAGCUUUUUUUGUUGUUUUGCGUCAUUUUCGUCCUCAUUUCGCUCCCUUCGAUUUCCUGGAGAAUAUUUGACAGAGAAGGCUCGUUCGGCUUAGACAGCAUCAGAGAUUACUGUUGUAAAAUGUUUAGAUGUUGACUAGAUUCGCUCACUUUGUGGACGUUUUGUCGCCAUUAUAGCACUGCUGGAACAAUGUCAGCAGCUUUGGCACUUUGCAGGAUUCGCGUAAAUUUCAGUCUUUCCAAACUUCUGCCCAUUGGUGGCGUACAGAAGGUGACGAUUUUAUGCCCACAAAGAAGGCUCUCAUGCCAGAGCCACCUUCAGGAAUGGUCGCUAGCCAUACAAGUGCCCAAAAUGAGAGGGAUGAAUCAGAGGUUCAACAAAUUCAGCGGUCCCAAGACGCUCCCUACUCAUGGGCCCCGGCUGAGGAUUUGCGUUUCAUCACCACCACCUUUCAGCACCUACAUACCUCAGGAUGGUACUGGGGUGGUAUGACAGCCAGUGAGGCAAGGGAUGCCCUAAUUGGAGCAUCAGAAGGGACUUUCCUUGUCCGUGACAGCAGCCGUCCACUCUACCUCUUCACCCUAUCCGUACAGACGUGGAGAGGUCCCACUAAUGUCCGCAUCGAAUACGACAGCGGCCAAUUCCGUCUCGAUUCCAGUUUUCCAGCCCGAUCUAGCCUGUUGUCCUUUUCUGCUCUUCCUAGUCUCGUGCAGCACUAUACAUCCACGAGUCAAGGGGAGGAGAGGAUAGCAGAACAACAUCACAUGGUGUCAAAGGACAAUGGCAUCCUGCUGAAGCUCAGGAAGCCCCUGUACAGGGCUCAGGCCUUUCCAACAUUACAACACCUCACACGCCUCACUAUAAACAGACAUACAGAUUGCCAUACACAGCUGCCACUGCCACGGCCGCUGCUGCUGUACUUGCAAGAAUACCCCUUUCAGGUGUGAGGACACUUGGGGGGAUGUUGGUGCAUUUCAGGGGGGUUCGUUUUUGCAAAGUCACAAGUGAUUUAGCCAAAAUGUGCAAAUAUUACCCACUGGCAGAAUCAUGGGUACUUUUAUUUUGGUCAUAUGGUGUGCAGGUGUGCAAAUAAGCAAGGACUAUUUUGUGUACAUUUUUUUUUUUUUGAUAUUUGAAAAUACUUCUCAUUUUAGUAAACAAAAUGUUUCUAUAUCUUUCUGUGCUUCUAAGAAUGGGGCUUCAUCACCAGCUACCAGCUACCAUCACCAGAACAAUGAAAAAAUAAAAUCUCAAAAGAAGUACACGUAAAUAAUACUGUAUUCUGACUGUAAUACUGUGUCUCCAAAGGUGUAAUUUCCUCUGCAAUUAUUGCAUUUUUAAAAUACUGUUUAUAGAGAUUAUUUUAGAAAGUUGUUGACAAUGACAAUUUUAUUUGUAAUUUAGCUUAUAAAGGAACUAGAUUUCAGUUAGAAAUCUGUCAGAAACCGUCAUAGAUAGGCUACCCUGGCAGUAUGAGUCCAUGCGCUUGUAAUCAGACUUUAACUGACACGAAAGACAUUUUAACAGACAACAUCAUCAUUCCAGAAAAAGUUAAUGGCUUUUUUUUCACACACCAAACACAUGAAUAAAAUUUGGGAUGUAACAUAACAGCAAAGAAAAAACAACAACAAUGUGUAGGGCAAUGAACUUCCAUUUUACAUUUGAAGUAAUGUAAGCUAAUGUUUUUACUUAUUUAUUUUACCUGGUAAUAGUACAAAUAAUAUUUCAGUACUCAUGGUGACAUUCGAUAAGCAUCUUGUAACGUAAUUUUCUUAGAAUCAACUUCAGCAGAGGAACAUCUUGCCGUUUUAUAAACAUGCAGAAUUUC